Messenger RNA from Lactuca saligna, 553 nucleotides. The record is from the annotation of a GenBank genome assembly. Lineage: Eukaryota; Viridiplantae; Streptophyta; Magnoliopsida; Asterales; Asteraceae.
AGCUUGCUCCCUUGCAAGAAGAUUACUAAUCCGAAUAAAGUUCCCAAUAUAACUAUUAGCAGAGCUAAAAGGGAGAAAAUGAAGCGUGAGCAUUUGAAUGAGCUAUUUCUCGGUUUAUCUAAUGCACUUGAAAUUAGAGAGGAAAACAAUGGUAAGGCCUUUAUCUUGGAUGAAGCCACCGGGAUUUUCAAACGGAUGAUUGAUCAAAUUACGCGACUCAAAGAAGAGAAUGCAACUUUAUUAUCUGAAUCACAAUAUGUGACAACCGAGAAGAAUGAGCUUGAAUACGAGACUCGUGCUCUAGAGAUCCAGAUUGGUGAAUUGAAGAGUGCGGUACAAAAGAUGCCGGACCUUAAUGAAUCCCCUAUAGAAUCCCAAGAACUACAUUUAUGACCAUUAUAAUUUAUAAAUCCUGUUUUUGUGAUUCCUGUUUGAGACUUGUUGGAGUAAUAACACGUCAAAUGUGAACAAACCAAUAUUCUAUGUGAACGUUUAAGAGAAGAUCCCACUCUUGAAAUCUUCUAAAUGCUAAAUGCUCUUUUGCUAAUUCCAG